This is a messenger RNA of Fundulus heteroclitus (mummichog), 2200 nucleotides long. It is a transcript of the gene cdc40, whose product is annotated as cell division cycle 40 homolog (S. cerevisiae). Bases 25 to 1761 code for a protein of 578 amino acids. Gene Ontology annotation, cellular component: catalytic step 2 spliceosome. Gene Ontology annotation, molecular function: protein binding; mRNA binding. NCBI's taxonomy places the organism in Eukaryota, Metazoa, Chordata, Actinopteri, Cyprinodontiformes, Fundulidae. Gene Ontology annotation, biological process: mRNA splicing, via spliceosome. The transcript has 15 exons. The record is from RefSeq and is a predicted model, not a curated record.
UCCGGUGACUUCACAACAUCCAACAUGUCUGCCGUCAUCGCUUCCCUCGCUUCGUACGGGAGCGACUCGGAUUCCGAAAACGAGUCCGAGUCCGCUACCAGCGCCGAAAACGUUGAUCCGGAUGCCACGGCUCACCUUAAACCGCUGCAGUCUGGACAGACCAUGUCUCUGGCUAUUCUCAAUUCUGCCCCGGAGGUCGCUGUUAAGGAGGCUGUUGAGACUGGCAUACACUUGGAUCCUUCGAUGAAAGAAGUCACGUAUAACCCAACAUAUGAAACAAUGUUUGCACCUGAGUUUGGGCCGAUGAACCCAUAUAAGUCCCAGCAGAUGGCUGCCCCCAGGAACAUGCUGUCUGGCUACGCAGAACCAGCUCAUGUUAAUGAUUUUAUGUUCGAGCAACAAAGGAGGACCUUCUCCACUUAUGGUUAUGCUUUAGAUCCCUCGGUUGACACGCACCAAGCAGCAUCUUUUAGCUAUAUUGGAGCUGUGGAUGAGGCUGAAAAAAACAAAGGACUCACUGUCUUUGAAAGCGGUCAGAAGAAGCCUGAGAAAAGAAAAAAGGUCAAAGGCGGGGAUGCAGGAGAAAUUGACAACUUCCUGGGCCCGUGGGCGAAAUAUGUCGAUGAGAAAGAUGUGGCCAAACCGUCAGAGGAAGAGCAGAAAGAGCUUGAUGAGAUCACUGCUAAGAGGCAGAAGAAGGGCAGGAAUGAAGAAGAGGCUCCAGGAGAAGAGAAGACCAUUCUUCAUGUCAAAGAGAUGUAUGACUACCAGGGCAGGUCGUACCUCCAUGUCCCACAGGACGUGGGCGUCAACCUGCGCUCUGCAGAGGCUCCAGAUAAGUGUUACCUGCCGAAGAAACAGAUCCACGUCUGGUCCGGACACACAAAGGGUGUCAGCGCUAUCCGAUUAUAUCCCAGCUCUGGUCAUCUUCUGCUCUCCUCCUCCAUGGACUGCAAGAUCAAGCUGUGGGAGGUGUAUGGAGAGAGGAGGUGUCUUCGAACAUUUAUUGGUCACAGCAAAGCAGUGCGAGACAUUUGCUUCAACAACAGUGGAACCCAGUUCCUCAGCGCUGCAUACGACCGCUACCUCAAACUGUGGGACUCUGAGACAGGCCAGUGUAUCUCUCGCUUCACAAACAGGAAGGUGCCGUACUGCGUCAAGUUCAAUCCGGACGAGGACAAACAGAGCCUUUUUGUGGCCGGGAUGUCGGAUAAGAAGAUCGUUCAGUGGGACAUCCGGACAGGUGAGGUGGUUCAAGAGUACGAUCGCCACCUGGGGGCUGUCAACACCAUCACCUUUGUUGACGAAAACCGGCGCUUUGUCAGCACGUCGGACGAUAAGAGUUUGCGAGUCUGGGAAUGGGACAUCCCCGUGGACUUCAAGUACAUCGCCGAGCCCAGCAUGCACUCAAUGCCCGCUGUGACGCUUUCCCCCAACGGUAAAUGGCUGGCAUGUCAGUCCAUGGACAACCAGAUUCUCAUCUUUGGAGCCCAGAAUCGCUUCAGACUGAACAAAAAGAAAAUUUUCAAGGGUCACAUGGUAGCCGGCUACGCCUGCCAAGUGGACUUCUCCCCAGACAUGAGCUAUGUGGUGUCGGGGGAUGCAGAUGGAAAGCUCAACAUCUGGGACUGGAAGACCACCAAGCUGUACCACAGGAUCAAGGCCCAUGACAAAGUUUGCAUCAGUGCUCUGUGGCAUCCUCACGAAACCUCAAAGGUCAUCACCUGUGGCUGGGACGGACAGAUCAAACUCUGGGAUUAACUCUGAUGGCCUCCAGACAGAUUAUGUGCAGCAUUCACUGCUUCGUGGACCUUUAUUAAAUAGUUUUGAGGGAAAGCCAACAGACUGGUAUCCAGUCUUAUUGUUGAAGUGUAUUUUUGUAUCUUGACAAAAGGGCUCAAAAUAUGUACAUAUUCUGUCUGUACAAGAAUGAGCAUUUUGGAAUCUUAAAUGUUGCUAUGGCGAAAGAAAUAUUUGAGGGUUGUCAUAUGCAUUCUAAAUUUUUUUUUUUUUAAGUUUUUGGUAAGGUCCUGUGCAGUUAUUUUUUUCUUUCAUGUUUUAAAAAGUUUUUCUUAAAUCAUCUAAACAUUGUUUUGUGGAAAUCAACUUUCUGUGCAUUUCCCCUUUUUAGAAAACAACUCUGUUAUCUGGUGAAAACGUGUUUCUUUAGUCAUCAUUAAACACAAAAUCAGAAAAAAAA